Molecule: messenger RNA, 1575 nt
Organism: Aspergillus glaucus CBS 516.65
Lineage: Eukaryota; Fungi; Ascomycota; Eurotiomycetes; Eurotiales; Aspergillaceae
Product: aspartate kinase
Exons: 4
Coding region: 1-1575 (524 amino acids)
Biological process (GO): amino acid biosynthetic process
Molecular function (GO): aspartate kinase activity
Source: RefSeq, a predicted model, not a curated record
AUGGAAAACCAACUCCUGUCCGACUCGGAUCCCCUGUCCAUGGCCAAUGGUAGCCCAGUGAGGGCCAGGAGCAAUUGGGUGGUGCAGAAAUUCGGAGGCACGAGUGUCGGAAAAUUCGCGCUCAACAUUAUUGAUCAAGUUGUAUUACCAAGCCUUUCAGAACACAACGUGGCCGUGGUCUGUUCUGCAAGAAGCAGUUCUACUAAAGCCGAGGGUACUACUAACCGUUUGCUACGAGCCGCGCGGGACGCAGAAAAUGCUCAAUCGCAAAAUUAUAUCUCUUUCGUCGACGCUGUCCGACUGGAACAUGUCCAGGUGGCUGAAGAGCAACUCAAGGACCCCGAAAUUAAAUCGAAAGUUAUCGGGGAUAUAAACGGCGAGUGCGAACGGGAUCUCAAGUUUUUAGAGGCUGCCCAGACGCUGGGGGAAAUCAGUCCUCGUUGUGUGGACAAGGUGAUCAGUACGGGAGAGAAACUGAGUUGCCGCCUUAUGGCAGCUUUUCUUCAAGAUCGGGGGGUCGACUCACAAUAUGUAGACCUUGCCGAUGUCAUUGACUUCCCUAUCGGAAGCCAGGGGCUCGAUCAACAAUUUUACAACAAGCUCGCUACCAUAUUCGGAAAGAAGAUCAGGGAUUGCGAAGGCAAAGUACCGGUGAUCACAGGGUUCUUUGGAACAGUUCCUGGAGGUCUCCUUGACCAGAUUGGUCGUGGUUAUACGGAUCUCUGCGCUGCUCUAGUUGCUGUUGGAACCCAGGCGAAAGAGUUGCAAGUGUGGAAGGAGGUCGAUGGCAUCUUCACCGCAGACCCUCGAAAAGUGCCUACCGCUCGCCUUCUGUCGGCGAUCACGCCUGCCGAAGCAGCUGAAUUGACAUUCUACGGCUCGGAAGUGAUCCACCCUUUCACCAUGGAGCAGGUUAUUCGCGCGAAGAUCCCCAUUCGCAUCAAGAACGUCAUGAACCCGAAAGGCAAUGGCACCGUUAUCUUCCCUGAUUCGCCCGCCGAACUCGAACGAACGACACCUGGACAUGACCCGCGACUGUUCCGUACACGAAGCCCUACUUUGAUGCAGCGCCCGAAGCGGCCAACUGCCGUGACCAUCAAGCAUAAGAUCCUUGUUAUUAACGUACAUUCGAACAAGCGAUCAUUGUCGCAUGGAUUCUUCGCUGGUAUCUUCUCUGUGCUUGACCGCUGGCGGCUCUCCAUCGACUUGAUUUCGACUAGCGAGGUCCACGUGUCGAUGGCUCUCCAUUCCGAGAUGCCGCUUUUGAAUGGAGUGGGGCGGGAUGAGUUUCAAAUCAUUGAUGAAGAUCUGAAAGGGGCGCUGGGUGACUUGCAGAAGUACGGAACGGUCGAUAUCAUCCCGGGAAUGGCAAUCCUCAGCCUUGUCGGGAAACAAAUGAAGAAUAUGAUCGGGGUUGCCGGGCGUAUGUUUACGACUCUUGGGGAUAAUAAUGUUAAUAUAGAGAUGAUCUCGCAAGGUGCAAGCGAGAUCAACAUCUCGUGUGUUAUUGAAGAGCGAGAUGCCGAUCGUGCUCUGAACAUCAUCCAUACGUCCAUGUUCACAUUCUUGGAAUAA